UGCAGCCGGCCGCCGAGUGACCGCGCCGGACCCGAGGAGUCGCCGCGCCCCGCAGCCGCCCCGUCCGGUCCCCCGCCUUGCGCAUGGGCCUCGCCCGGAUGGGAAGCCACCGGGGCCUGGGCCAGCCACGGGCCGGCCUCUGCCUGUUCCUGGUCGCGCUGCAACUUAUGCCCCGGACGCUGGCCGUGGAUCCUGUGGAUGUGCUAAAGUCCUUGGGUGUACACAGGGGCCAAGCCGGGGUCCCCGAGAGGCCUGGCUUCUGUCCCCACAGGACUCCAGAGGGUGACCGAGCAUUCAGAGUGGGCAAGGCCAGCGUGCUCAGUGUCCCCACGUUGGACCUCUUUCCAGAUGGGCACUUCCCUGGGAACUUUUCUGUGCUGAUUACUCUGCGGGGCCAGCCAGCCAAUCAGUCUGUCCUCCUAUCUAUUUAUGAUGAGAUGGGUGCCCGGCAGCUGGGCCUGGUGCUGGGGCCAGCUCUGGACAUUAUAGGUGGUGCCUUCACCCGGAUGCCCCAGCAGGUCAACCUCACGGAUGGCAGGUGGCACCGUGUGGCAGUCAGUGUGGAUGGUGAUAUGGUGACAUUGGUAGCUGACUGUGAACCUCAGCCCUCUGUAUCAAGCCAGGGACUUCGAUUCAUCAGUACAGCUGGGCUCACUGUGCUGGGGACCCAGGACAGUAAGGAGGAGACUUUUGAGGGAGACAUCCAGGAGCUGCUGAUAAGCCCAGACCCCCAGGAUGCCUUCCAGGCCUGUGAGAAGUACCUCCCUGGCUGUGACAGCCCAGACCCCCCAACUUCAGGGGGCCCCCAGGAGGAGCCAGAAACCCAUCCUCCUCGCCGCAAGGGUAAGGGAAGAGGGAAGAAAAAAGAGCGAGGGCGCAAAGGCAAGGGCAGAAAGAAAAAGAACAAGGAGACCUUGGCCCCCAGUCUACCUCCCAGCCCCCUGGAGAAUCAGACCUCCACUGACGUCUCCAAGACCGAGAUGCCAAUUCCAAAUGUGCCCCUGACUCCCACGCCUUUGGUUGUCACUGCCACGGUGACUAUUGGCCACAAUGUGACUGUCCUACAGUAUCCUCAGGAGGAGAGGGACCCUGGCAGUGAAAUGGAGCUGAGGACCUCGGAGACCGAAGCAAUUGAAGAAGACGGAGAAGGGGCAGAUCCUAUGGGCCCUGAAUUCCGGGCAGCAGAACAACCUUUUGAGACUGAGUUCCAGGUCUUUCCUGGCGUUGGAGAAAAGGGAGCCAAAGGAGAACCAGCCGUGAUAGAACAGGGACAGCAGUUUGAGGGGCCUCCAGGACCCCCAGGACUCAGAGGGGUGGUUGGUCCCUCAGGCCCUCCUGGCCCCCCAGGAUUCCCUGGGGACCGUGGUCUACCGGGCCCCGCUGGCCUCCCAGGAAUCCCUGGCAUUGAUGGAGUGCGGGGCCCCCCAGGCACCGUCAUCAUGAUGCCGUUCCAGCUUGCUAGCAGUUCCCUCAAAGGACCUCCAGUCUCCUUCCAGCAGGCCCAGGCUCAGGCAGUGCUACAACAGGCACAGCUUUCAAUGAAAGGUCCCCCUGGCCCCGUGGGGCUCACCGGACGCCCAGGUCCUGUGGGUCUCCCUGGAUAUCCAGGUCUGAAAGGAGACAUAGGAGAAGUGGGGCCACAGGGUCCCCGAGGACUACAGGGUCCUCCUGGGCCCCCUGGCCGUGAGGGCAAGAUGGGCUGCCCUGGAGCAGAUGGGGCUCGGGGCCUCCCAGGAGACACAGGACCCAAGGGUGACCGGGGCUUUGAUGGUUUACCAGGGCUGCCUGGUGAGAAGGGCCAAAGGGGUGACUUUGGCCACGUGGGGCAACCUGGCCCCCCAGGAGAGGACGGUGAGAAGGGAGCAGAGGGACCUCCAGGGCCCACUGGCCAGGCUGGGGAGCCGGGUCCCCGAGGUUUGAUUGGCCCCAGAGGCUCCCCUGGCCCCCUGGGACGCCCGGGUGUCACUGGAAGUGAUGGGCCACCAGGUGCCAAAGGCAACGUGGGUCCCCAAGGAGAACCAGGUCCGCCAGGACAGCAGGGAAACCACGGGUCCCAGGGAAUCCCCGGUCCCCAGGGACCCAUUGGCACACCUGGGGAAAAGGGCCCCCCUGGAAACCCAGGAAUUCCAGGUCCCCCAGGAGCUGAUGGUCCUCCGGGCCACCCGGGCCAUGAGGGUCCCACAGGAGAAAAAGGGGCCCAGGGUUCACCAGGGGCGGCAGGCCCUCCAGGCUAUCCUGGACCUCGGGGUGUCAAGGGUACCUCUGGCAACCGGGGCCUCCAAGGAGAGAAAGGCGAGACGGGAGAAGAUGGUUUCCCUGGCUUCAAGGGUGAUGGGGGACUGAAAGGCGAUCGGGGGCAACCAGGACCCCCAGGUCCCCGAGGAGAGGAUGGUCCUGAGGGGCCAAAGGGGCCUGAGGGGCUGGUGGGCGAGGAGGGUCCCCCAGGAGCAGCUGGGGAAAAGGGCAAGCUUGGGGUGCCAGGUCUCCCAGGUUACCCAGGCCGCCCUGGACCUAAGGGGUCGAUUGGAUUUCCCGGGCCCCUGGGUCCAUUAGGAGAGAAAGGAAAGCGGGGGAAGGCAGGGCAACCAGGACAAGAAGGAGAGCGGGGACCACCAGGCUCCCGUGGAGAGAGGGGGCAGCCGGGGGCCACAGGACAACCAGGCCCCAAGGGCGACGUGGGGCAGGACGGGUCCAUUGGGAUUCCUGGAGAAAAGGGCCUCUCUGGUCCACAAGGACCCCCAGGAUUCCCUGGGCCAAAAGGCCCCCCUGGUCCUCAGGGGAAAGACGGGAUAUCAGGGCACCCCGGACCAAGAGGAGAAUUGGGCUUCCAAGGUCAGACAGGCCCACCUGGACCAGCUGGCGUUCUGGGUCCUCAGGGAAAGACAGGAGACGCGGGGCCUCUGGGCGAGAGGGGACCCCCAGGCCCUCCUGGACCUCCUGGGGAACAGGGUCUUCCAGGUCUGGAAGGCAGAGAGGGGGCCAAGGGAGAACUAGGACCCCUUGGGCCUCUCGGGAAGGAGGGGUCACCUGGACCCAGGGGCUUCCCCGGUCCCCAAGGAGCCCCAGGGGACCCAGGUCCUGUUGGUUUGAAGGGUGAUAAGGGCCCUCCUGGCCCUCUUGGAGCCAAUGGCUCCCCUGGUGAGCGGGGUCCUCUGGGCCCAUCAGGUGGCAUUGGGCUUCCUGGCCAAAGUGGAGGUCAAGGCCCUGUAGGUCCUGCAGGCGAGAAGGGGUCCCCGGGAGAGCGCGGAGCCCCUGGCUCCACUGGCAAAGAUGGGAUUCCAGGGCCACUGGGGCUUCAGGGACCCCCUGGAGCUGCUGGACCUUCUGGCGAGGAAGGGGACAAGGGGGAAGUGGGUGCCCCCGGACACAAAGGGAGCAAAGGUGACAAGGGCGAUGCGGGCCCACCUGGACCGACAGGAAUACGGGGUCCUGUGGGACACCCAGGCCUCCCGGGAGCAGAUGGGGCUCAGGGACGCCCUGGACCCCCAGGCCUCUUCGGGCAAAAGGGAAAUGAAGGCAUCAGAGGCUUUGUGGGUGUAAUUGGCCCCAUAGGCCUGCAGGGGCUGCCAGGCCCUCCUGGAGAGAAAGGGGAAGUUGGAGACGUAGGGUCCAUGGGUCCGCAUGGAGCUCCAGGCCCUCGGGGUCCUCAUGGCCCCAGUGGAUCAGAGGGCUCUCCUGGGCUGCCUGGAGGGGUUGGCCAGCCAGGAGCUGUGGGUGAGAAGGGUGAGCCAGGGGAUGCUGGAGACCCAGGACCCCCAGGAACUCCCGGUAUCCCAGGGCCCAAAGGUGAAAUUGGUGAAAAGGGGGACUCAGGUCCAUCUGGGGCUGCUGGACCCCCAGGCAAGAAAGGCCCCCCUGGAGAGGAUGGACCCAAAGGGAGCAUGGGCCCCACAGGGCUCCCCGGAGACCUAGGGCCCCCAGGAGACCCUGGAGUUCUGGGUACUGAUGGCCCCCCUGGGGAAAAGGGAGAUCAUGGCGAUAUUGGGGGUCCGGGACCGCCCGGUGCUUCUGGGGAACCUGGUGCCCGUGGGCCCCCUGGCAAAAGGGGUCCGCCAGGCCGCGUGGGCCCAGAAGGCAGAGAGGGAGAGAAAGGUGCCAAGGGAGAUCCAGGUCCUGAUGGGCCCCCAGGGAAGACAGGCCCAGUGGGGGCUCAGGGGCCCCCUGGACGUGUUGGGCCUGAGGGUCUCCCAGGGAUCCCUGGCCCUGUGGGUGAACCCGGCCUCCUGGGACCCCCUGGGCUGAUGGGACCUCCAGGUCCCCUGGGACCCUCUGGCCUCCCAGGGCUGAAGGGGGAUGCCGGCCUCAAAGGGGAAAAGGGCCACAUCGGAUUAAUUGGCCUCAUUGGUCCCCCUGGGGAGGCUGGUGAGAAAGGGGACCAAGGGUUGCCAGGUGUGCAGGGCCCCCAAGGCCCACAGGGAGACCCUGGUUCCCCUGGUCCCACUGGCUCUUUGGGCCACCCUGGGCCCCCAGGUGUGGCGGGCCCUCUGGGACAGAAAGGCUCCAAGGGGUCCCCGGGAUCCGUUGGUCCCCGUGGAGACACUGGACCUGCAGGUCCCCCCGGCCCCCCUGGUCCCCCAGCCCAGCUGCCUGAGGGAUUGCGCAGGCGCCGCAGGCGUGCAGUCCUGGGCACCCCGGAGGGUGGCCUGGAGGAGGUGCUGGCUUCACUCAACUCUCUGAGCUCGGAGGUAGAGCAGCUGCGGAGACCUCCAGGCACAGCCGAGCGCCCAGGUCUUGUGUGUGAUGAACUUUACCGCAACCACCCGCACCUGCCAGAUGGGGAGUACUGGAUUGACCCCAACCAGGGCUGUGCGCAGGAUGCAUUCAGGGUUUUCUGCAAUUUCACGGCGGGAGGAGAGACCUGCCUCUAUCCAGACAAGAAGUUUGAGACCGUGAAACUGGCCUCCUGGUCCAAGGAAAAGCCGGGAAACUGGUACAGCACUUUCCGACGAGGGAAGAAGUUCUCCUACGUGGAUGCUGAUGGGUCUCCGGUGAACGUGGUCCAGUUGACCUUCCUAAAAUUGCUAAGUGCUGCUGCCCGCCAGACCUUCAUCUUCUCCUGCCAGAACUCAGCCGCCUGGCUGGAUGAAGCUGCAGGUGACCACAGACGCUCCCUCCGCUUCCUCGGGACCAAUGGGGAGGAGCUGUCCUUCAACGAGACAGCAGCGGCCACCAUCAGGGUCCCUCAUGAUGGCUGCCGGCUCCGGAAGGGACAGGCGAAGACGCUCUUGGAGUUCAGCUCUUCCCGAGUGGGCUUUCUGCCCCUAUGGGAUGUGGCAGCCAUUGACUUUGGCCAGACGAACCAGAAGUUUGGAUUUGAACUUGGCCCCGUCUGCUUUAGCAGCUGAGAGUUGAGGGAUGGGAAGGACAUCAAGGUUGCCCUGCUGGGGCGUAUUUGGUGCUGAGGCUUUAACGCCACCGUAUAUAUCAUCUCCUGGGACUCUGGAGUCAGGAAAUGUGACUGCAUGUCCCUUCUCCCUUCCAGGAGGCUAAGGGAUGGACUCCUCCAGCCCAAAGGUCCAGCUCCCCUCUACCCCAUCCGGGUGGCAUAAGCGCAGUCUGGCUCUUUCUCCCCUCCAUCCUCAUCCACCCAUCCACUCCACCCCUUCUGAGUCCCCAUGCAAUGA
Molecule: messenger RNA, 5624 nt
Organism: Castor canadensis (American beaver)
Lineage: Eukaryota; Metazoa; Chordata; Mammalia; Rodentia; Castoridae
Gene: Col5a3
Product: collagen type V alpha 3 chain
Biological process (GO): extracellular matrix organization
Molecular function (GO): extracellular matrix structural constituent conferring tensile strength
Source: RefSeq, a predicted model, not a curated record